Messenger RNA from Porites evermanni, 9257 nucleotides. NCBI's taxonomy places the organism in Eukaryota, Metazoa, Cnidaria, Anthozoa, Scleractinia, Poritidae. The record is from the annotation of a GenBank genome assembly.
AUGCCCUUUGUCAAAAGUUUAUGCGAGGAAACUUUGCCACCGUUUUCUCUGUCAGUGUUCACGGCGUCCAUGUCUGGUCUUCUCUGUCUUAUCACAGUACCUGGUAACGUCUUAGUGUGUGUUGCAAUGCUAAAGGAUCCAUACAAAGAACUAAAAAAUUCAUUCAACUGUUUCGUACUGCAAUUAGCAAUCAGCGAUCUUGUAGUUGGUGCAAUCACAGAGCCCUCCUUCUUCGUUUUCCAUACGAGAGAAGCAAUGGGCUACUCAGUCAUGCAAAAUAUCUGGCUUAUUCACCUGCCGUUUUUUAUCUCUUACACAGCGUCGAUACUGAGCAUCGCAGCUUUAACGCUUGAUAGAUAUCUCACGGUGAUGUCGCACUACAAGAGAGUGUUAUCCACUAGUACAGUGACCUUGAUAUCAGUAUUGAUAUGGGUGGUGUCUGUUUCAUUACCAUGCUUUUACUUCAUGAUUGGCUUUUACAUGUUUGCAUUCUUGUUUAUGAACAUGGCCUUCAUCAUAGUUGUUAGUAUACUAACGUUUUCCUAUGCGCGAAUUCAUCACAGACUCAAGGCACAAAUUUCUCGCUGGGACUCAUUUUACCAGAAGGAGGUCAAAUUAGACGCCAUGUCGAUGGAAAGAAACGUGAAUCGCGCUUUUUACAUCAUUUUAGGAAUAUUCAUGGUUUGUCUUUUCCCCUCUCUGGUUAUGAUAUAUGUCAUCAAUUUCUGCGACAGCUGCAACUGUACUUUAAUUCACUGGUUAAGAGACUUGCAAUUUUUAUUUCCAUUGAUCAACUGCUCCUUAAACCAAUUUUUAUACGCCUGGAAAAGUCGAAACUUUCGACGCGCUAUUUCUGCAUUGUUGUGUAAAACUGUUUCUUACCGAAUCACAGAGCCACCACACAGCCCUGAUGGAAUUACUUCUGCAAGCUUUAAAUCCACGGAUGAAAUGGAAUUACUUCCACUGGAUCCUGUCAAUCUUCUUAUGGCGACCGAGAACGGGUGCGGAGAAAUAAAUCAAAACGUUUUUGACUAAAAUUUCCUGCCUAAACCAGGAGACAUCAUAUCGUGACUGAAAUUAAGAAUAAAGAGGAGAAAUCGUUUCGUCUCUUUGCCAUGGUAGCAAAAUUUUUGCAUCUCAACAAACCGUGGUUUUGCAAAUAUGGCAGAACAAAAAACGAAAAAAUCGUCAUGUAUGACUUUCCUGUGCAUAAUUGCACUUAGCAACAAAAUGGUAGCCCAUGCUUUUUCUUCCAUCUUUGGGACAAUGCAAAUGGCCGUCUCUGUAAAGAAAGAUUAUUGAGAUCCAGAAAUUUUUCUACCAUGGUAACGUGACGUCAGAGUUGUCCUCUCUAUUUCAGGCGGUUUGUCUGGUUUCCAGUCCUUCUACACUGUAUUCCGAACAGGUUGGAUCGGAGUGUGCGAACUGAUUGGAGGCUAAGAUCCUCCACCGUAUUUCACGCCGCCACUUUUUCAGUGGUUUUCAACAGAAGAAAAGACCCCACGAGGCUGUGCGGGGGACAUUGGAUGAAGUGCUUACAAGCGAUUGCUGGAAAAUCUUUAGACUGUUUUUUGGAGGGAUAACAAAAGAUGCAUUAGCGUGUGAUGAGUUGAAUGUGUUGUGUUAAAUGUUUAGUGUACUAAGUUAUGACAGUUUUUAAGAUAAAAUUUUGCUGCUUCCCGUUUGUGCAGCCGUUUUAGAGUUACUAUUAAAUCAAGUUAUCGUUGUAAACUGCGCAUUAGCCAUGAACUCCUCACAGAAAUUUUUUAUCUAGAGUAACUAAACCCAUGAGAAGGAUACUUUAUGCAGGUAGCUAUUAGUUAGCACCAUAGUUAAUUGAGUGGAAUGGUUAUGAAACCCGUCAGACUCAUUUGUUAUAUGUUUUUGUGGACCUGAAAGUGCACAACGUUCAAAAGAAUUCCUAUCAUUUUGAUUGUUUUGACCAAUAAAAACGUUGCAUUAAUUUAUUCCGUAACAAUUUGCCAACAGAAAACAAAGGAUUGUGCACUUUCAGGGUGCUUCCAACAUAAACUGCAGCGCUGUUGUUUUUAUCAUUGAUGUUUGCCGCUUUUCAUAACCAGUCUCCUCUAAUAACUAUGUUAGCACUGAAAAAUCUAACUUUCAGAGAAUGAUUUUACGGGAAUGAAGAUCGUGUUCAUAAGGUUACGUGAAUAUAUUGAAAUCUGCGAUAGAAACCAAAGCAAACACGGAAUUCAAGCUUAAUACGAGUUUAUGUACUUGCACCAUAAUCGGUCGGCAGAGCGACAAAUUAUUCUUUUUUGCGAGGUAAAGCAACGAUUGAUUUUAGUCGAUUAACCAGUAAAUCAAUCUUGCGAGCAAUUUACGUACCCGACCACCACGAAGCGAUAUCAAUCAACUGCUCCCGUGGUCCUGCAGUGAUUUUAAAUUAAAUAGUGUGCUUUUAGUUCACACUCCCGCAGCCCGUUGUCUUGCAGUCAGUCUAUAAUUUAAUGCCUCCGCAGUCUCCCAUUUCUGUAGACGAAUAUUUCAGGAAGUUUAACUUAAUAUAGUCAACUCCCUUAAUAGCGGACACUGUAGGGACCUGGAGUUAGUGUUCCUCUUUAGCGAGAGUCCGUAAUAGUGGGAGUUUAUUUCAGUCAAACGUCUGUAAUUUGCUUUUGGCGGGGAUUUAGCUACUGUCCUUUUUAUCGGGGUGUCCGUUAUAGCGAGGUGUCCACAAGGCGAGAGUUGACUGUAGGCAAAAGCUUUAAGAACGAACAUGGAAUUGUGAAUAAUAACAUUUAAAGGCCUGAAGAACGAAGGGUAUGAUACAAAGCAACCUGUCUUCUAUUUUGCAUUUCCUAUAUGUAUUUUUUGACGACUGCAAGAGUUCGAGAGCACCUCUUGCAGACGCAUUGCAAUCUCGUACCUCGAGAUUAAUAUUUGGCUGCUGGCUUGAAGAACUCACUGGUCAAGGGGAACGAAGACGCUGGAUACAAUGGGGAAAACGGCGUGUGCGUACACGUCACCUGAAAUCCUUACACCAAACAACACGGGCUAACGGAUACCUGCUGUUGCUCAGGGGCAUCCAACGACUGUUUUCUUUAAAAUAUCUUGUUCGGACUGGGAGCAAAUAUUGCCUAGAAUUUUCUAUUACGCGAGGACGGCUAAAUUUUCUACAUGACCGUUGCCUUCAUGUACAUUUUUCGAAGCUUACCUAAUUUCCUACGAUUUUCUGAAGGUUACUUUUUCACAUUUCACUCCUCAGAUUAGGCUAUUUUUCGUGGAAGAAAGAAAACCUAAAAUAUUCGGAUUAAAAAAUAUGAAGAGAGGAAUCAGAAAAAUUCUCAUUUUCGUAAUACGUUAAAUUAAAUACUGAAGCCCUUGUAAUUUCAAAAAGCCCCAAGUUGCCCUAGGAUGACCGAUAUUAUAGCGCCGCCUAGGAUAGCGUAAAAAGUGUUUUCAAUGUAUUUACGAGGAAACCGUCGUUGGGUGCCCCUAAUUGCUAUUGUCUUGUCGUGGUUAUGUUUUGGGUAUGCUAGGUUUUUAAUGAAACUGAGGAAAUUUUGGCUUCCCGAUUGUUUUUGAGGACAAUAUCAAACAUGUAGCUAAAGCGAUGCGUGAUAACUGAAAGCAGCAAUUUUUACCUUCUUUGUCAAGAAUAUCAACCUAAACUUGUGUUACAAGAAUGACAAUAAUUUCACCAUAGUUGGGAAAAGACUGAAAAGGUCUGAUUUGUUCUAAUUGUCGCGUUCAUUUUUUUUUUCUUGCCGUCUUUUUUACCUUAAUUUAAGAUUCGAUAGAUUUAGAUGCUUAAACCCGGCGAACAAUUACCUCAAUUCCAAUUGCAAUUACAAGUACCGGAAGAUGGCACAAAUGCUUUUAACAAUAACAACCCGCAAUUCAUUUGAUUUCAUUUGUAAUUUUUUUUUUUCACUUUUUAAUUUUACGCCAAGUUGACAUAAUUGUGCAUUGAAAUUGUCAAUUGCGAUGUUAUUCUUUAAAGCGAAAUGUAGCGAGGCCUUUUGUAAAAAAUAAUUAGAAGAAUGGAUUUUCUGCUAUUUGGGCUUGCUACAACGCUUCACAUAACUACUUCGAGUUUGAUGAAAUUCGAGUCAUAUGUCUCCAUUUACCAAUAUGUUCGCCAUGCAUAAGGGAUUCUUAUUAUUAAACUGUUUAUUUUACUCCGUUGCUUUUAGAUCUGUCGAGGUAAAUCUUUUUUUUCACAAGCUGACGUAAACUGAGGCGUUGUUUGAAUAUAUUGAUGUAUUUUUAACUCUCAGGAAAUAGAUUAGUUUUCUUCUCGGUAUGGGUCUUGACUCAGAUUCAUAUUACAUAGGAAAUUGUUUACCACAUUUCUAUAUUUAUCAUAAGAAAAUUGUUUUAACGCGAAUUGUCUACAUAGAUAUCAAGCUGUCAAAAAAAGCAUCUGCUUUAAAAUACAUUAUCGGGACAUUUUGUUGAAACAUCGAAAACCUUCAUGCCGAGAAAGAAUGCUGACUAAGAAGCAAGACCUGCCCUGGUACGUGUCUUAUUUUUGCUGUAAAAGGCUUUUAAGAAUGAACAGAGAAUCUAUGUAGAAUUCAUGUUUGUGUUUGAAAGUGCUUCUUUGCCAAAAAAAAAGCAAACAAAUACAGACACGUAUCCGUAGUUUUUAUUUUUCACUCUUGAAUUUUUGUUCAUCCUCUAGCAAUUUUUUGUUAGCUAUAAGCAAGCUUUUUGCUUCAUCUUCUAGGGGGUUUCCACGCACUAGCUGGGACGGUUACACAGAAGUAAAAGAAUUGGUGUAAAAAAAAAAAAUCGCAAUUUACCCGCUUGCGACAGGUGACAGGAACUAGUAGCUGUUCGAGUUGAAUACUAUUUAUUUUCAAGGAAGCGAUGAAGUUCAGCAGCAAUCUCUGCGACGAUGUCUGGGCACCGUACGCUACCUCAGUCACAACAGCAAGCGUUUCGGCCAUUUUGUGCGUAGCAACCGUCCCAGGAAACUUGCUGAUCUGCUGGGCAAUCAUUAAAGACCCGAACAGGGAACUGAAAUCAUCUUUCAACUAUUUGGUUCUGAACCUUGCAAUAGCCGACUCCUUUAUUGGAAUUGUUACUGAACCCGUUUUUGUGUGGUACCACAGCGCUGAAGCGAUGCACCAUCAAGUCUUAGGCUUGCGUUGGGUAGUGUAUAUGUCAUAUUUCAUGUCCUCUACUGCUUCUGUGUUGAGCAUAGCUGCAUUGGCCACAGACCGCUAUAUAACAGUGACUUCUAUAACCACCAGAAAGCUGUCUUCUUCGCAAGUUAUCGCUGCAUCUGUUGCAAUAUGGGUUUUUUCAGGAGGCUUGCCUUUUCUCUACUUCGUGGCUGGAUUUUACACGUUAGCGUUUAUUUUCGCUAACACUACAAUAAUAUUAACGAUGGCGUUAUUAGUUUUUUAUUUCGUUCGCAUUUUUCGGAGACUAAACGCUCAUGCAAGGCAUAUGAGAUCAGUUCUUGGUCACGGAACUACUCGUAAAGGGCUUCACGUAGAAAAAAAGGCCACAAAAUGUUUCUUUCUUAUCUUAGUUUCGUUCUUUUUGUGUAGUUUUCCAUCUUGUGUGAUGAUUUAUGUUAUCAACCUCUGCAGCACAUGUAGCUGUGUGCUAAUACACUGGUUUAGGGAUCUCCAAUACCUACUUGUGCUGGUAAACUCCGCUUUUAACCAGUUUUUAUAUGCGUGGCGGAUGGGUAGUUUUCGCAGGGCGUUUGGUCGGAUCCAUCCGAUCUUCGUGGGAUGGGAAGGAAGAGAAAAACGUUCUACUGUAUCAGUGAGUAAUGAACAAUCAACAGGAGCUGACCUUGACGAUAUGAGGAAAUUCGAAAACUAAAUCAUUCCUAGGAAAAUCAACGUAGUAUACGUUCGAACUUUAUUUUAUUGGCGAUCAUUUCCGUUAUAUUAACCUUAUUUACAGUAGGCGAGGCGAGGAGAUUUCCGCAUAAGAGACCAAAGUUUUUCAAGAAUGUGCUGUUAGGGUUGCUUGAUAACUUUUUUUUUUUUCACAAAGAGCCUUACUUUUGUCCUAUGUCAAACAAUUUUGCACAGUUCUGAAUCCAUGAUCAGAGAUGCUUUUCAAAGUUUGAUUUGUGUAGUGGGUAAUACAUCUGGAUUAGGGUAGGGAUUUUUGCUGCCUUGUCAGUUUAGAAAAAAGUUGCAACAGCUGAAAAUGGUAGAGGCUAAAAGUUUCAGGCUCUCAACGACACCCACCUAAACAUUUAACUCAGAGAAUGUUUUCUAGUCUUUCUUUGUAAAAAAGAUUAUUGUAGUUUUAGAAAAGCUGCGUCGAAAAGCAGUGAAAGGAGGCCUGAAAAGAUUCAGGCUCACAGUGUACAUCCCGGAGUUCAAUUACAGGAUUUUCAUAACUUUCGUUAUUUUAGACACUUAGUACACUUGUUGUUUCGAUGUUGUUAGUUAUGUAGGAAAUUGUUAAGUGUAAAGAUUUAAUUUAGGUUUGCUUUAUAAGAGUUCUUAACGUAAUACAAUUGUUACUUGUAACUUUUAUACUAUAUUAUCACAUAACGGCAUUUAAGAGGGCCACGGUCUUAUUAGUUUUAUGACCAUUAAAUAUCUACCACAUCAAAUCAGUGUAAAAAUAAAGGCGUUAAUAAAUUGCAGGAGGAAGAUUGACGCAAAACACGCCAAGAGGGUCUCGGAUGGUUGGAAGUAAUAUGAAAUGCGGUUGGUUGAAUGAAUCUCUCGGCUUUAUAAGAGAAAAUCUCUUAUUGCGCUGCGAUUGAGUGUUGGGGGGUCAUUUGGUAACAUUCUUUUCAACUUUCGUCAUAAGAAGACUACACGACUGAACUGGAACGGAAAAAGGUGUUUUAGUGUGACCUGCACUAGCUCACAUAUCAUUAUUUGCUGAUAUUUAUCCAUUCCAAAGUAAUUUCAUCCUAGCGCGCGCCAUCUCGGAAGAAAAAAAAACCUUUAAAACGCUGUAGUACGAAACUGCCUCCUUUAACCAAUUCUUGGGGAACAAGGGCUGGCGCACUGGUGAGAGCGCUCGUCUCCCACCAAUGUGGCCCGGGUUCAAAUCCCGGCAUCGACGCCAUAUGUGGGUUGAGUUUGUUGUUGGUUCUCUCCUUUGCUCCUAGAGGUUUUUCUGCGGGUACUCCGGUUUUCCCCUCUCCUCAAAAACCAACAUUUCCAAAUUCCCAUUUGAUCAGGAAUCGGGUAGACGAGGAACCACUUUGUGGAUGUGCUACCUCCAAAUCUUUAUUAUAAUUAUAAGUGUUAUUUCUGCCCAGUUUCUUAGCAUCUCUAAAGCUCACUUAAAUAAUCUUCUGAAAAAGAUGAGGGAGGGAAUGUUGAAAAUGGCUCCUUCUUUUCUCUCCUAUCCCUUUCAAGAUUGGUCUGCAAGCAAACUUUCCUUUUGUCAAGAUCUAAAUUUCGUACAAAAAUGUGCAAAAGUCAAAUCACAAGCCAUGAACUGGAUUUGUAGUCGUGACUGAUCUUGUUUUUUUCACUUGAAAAAGUCCUUUCAACUAUUUGGCACUGUUGUCUGAAUAAAAAAGUCUCUAUUUUAGCCCGCAGAACAGGUGUUAUUCUGAAAGACCGACGCGAGGCACGUAAGAGAGAUGGGCUAAUUAUUUACCGUUUUCAAUUCAAUGUUUUUCUGAAUCUUAGUCCGUUUUCUUUCUAGCAAUUUCUUUGUAUAAAAUGCACCACACGACUCAGAUCAAAAAAUUUAUGUCAAGUAAAUCUAAUUUCCAAAAAAUAUAUAUUUUGAUGAAAGUCUCCAUACUUUCCUUAGCAUUUUUGACAUUUAUGGAAACGGCCGUUUGACCUUUCAGAGCUGGUACAUUGCGAUCGCCCACUAUCUAACUUUCUAACUAGACCUAACUAGUCAAGUCAUACCAGAGUAAUAGAAGACUCAAUCAAUCUUUCGAUUUUGCAAGUAAAAACUAAUUUCCUGAUCACCACGCAAAAAUGUGAAUUCAAGACAAUUUUUUGGAGUUUAUGUUACCCUCGGUUGCGUGACGAUUCCAACGUGCAUUUUCUUAUGAAAGUGCUGAAGAUAGGAAUCUUUGGGCGAUUUUUAACCGAGUAAAAAAUGCAUUAUCUUGCAAUAUUUUUACCAAAUAGUAUUUUAACUGAGAUGCCUUACUUAACUGCCACAGAUGAACUUGUUUCCUUAAACCGCCCUUUUUCCCGAGGGCUUCGAAAAUGGUAAAAUUCAAAGGUUUAAUUUUAGACCGGCGACUAUAUGACGUGGGGCAGCAUUUCACUUUUUGGCGGUUUUCUCGAAAAAGAAAAUCCUUUGAAAAAUUUGAUUGUGAUUUUCGAAAAUGUUUCUCCAAAGGGAUUUUCCUGACAGAAAAUGAAGCAUUUCGAAAUUUCAGUUUUGAAGGCGAAUUCUCGAUAUUUACAGACAGCUGCUCUUAAAUAUUAUUUAUUUUCAAGAAAGAGAUGAAGUUCAGCAGCAAUCUCUGCGACGAUGUCUGGUCACCGUUCGCUACCUCUGUCACAUCAGCAAGCGUUUCGGCAAUUUUGUGCCUCAUAACCGUCCCAGGAAACUUGCUGAUCUGCUGGGCAAUCAUUAAAGACCCGAACAGGGAACUGAAAUCAUCUUUCAACUAUUUGGUUCUGAACCUUGCAAUAGCCGACUCCUUUAUUGGAAUUGUUACUGAACCCAUUUUUGUGUGGUACCACAGCGCUGAAGCGAUGCACCAUCAAGUCUUAGGCUUGCGUUGGGUAGUAUAUAUGUCAUAUUUCAUGUCCUCUACUGCUUCUGUGUUGAGCAUAGCUGCAUUAGCCACAGACCGCUAUAUAGCAGUGACUUCUAUAACCACCAGAAAGCUGUCUUCUUCACAAGUUAUCGCUGCAUCUGUUGCAAUAUGGGUUUUUUCAGGAGGCUUGCCUUUUCUCUACUUCGUGGCUGGAUUUUACACGUUAGCGUUUAUUUUCGCUAACACUACAUUAAUAUUAACAAUGGCGUUAUUACUUUUUUAUUUCGUUCGCAUUUUUCGGAGACUAAACGCUCAUGCAAGGCAUAUGAGAUCAGUUCUUGCUCACGGAACUAAUCGUAAAGGGCUUCACGUAGAAAAAAAGGCAACAAAAUGUUUCUUUCUUAUCUUAGUUUCGUUCUUUUUGUGUAGUUUUCCAUCUUGUGUUAUGAUUUAUGUUAUCAACCUCUGUAGCACAUGUAGCUGUGUGCUAAUACACUGGUUUAGGGAUCUCCAAUACCUACUUGUGCUGGUAAACUCCGCUUUUAACCAGUUUUUAUAUGCGUGGCGGAUGGGUAGUUUUCGCAGGGCGUUUGGUCGGAUCCAUCCGAUC